AUGUACGAGGAAAUGGGUUCUAUGACUGAUGACAUUCCGCGACGCUGCUCGCUUCCUUCUUUGAAAUCAACAACCUCUACCAUGACCAAUGCCAGCUUGGGCGAGGACCGCCGCCUGCCUCCCCUGCCGCGGAUGGAUCCUUUGCCCCGUGGUCCCUUCAAUCCUUUCCACAACAAGGAUACCUUUGCUCCAACCACCCCGGGAGCUCAAGAAUCAAUCCAAUUCAAGUCUCCUUGGUCUGGUGAUCAGAUCAUUGCACCUCCCUCGCCGGCCAACUCCGCCGAAAGCUCCUGGCAGGAAUCCUUUGCAGCUCAAAAGACUACCUCCACUGAAUGGCCCACCGAUCUCUCCCAGCCCGAGAUCAUGGCGCUGAUCGCGCCUCAAAACAUCAACCGCAAGGCCCCUCUCCAGCAGCUCUGCGGACGCAAGCGCAAGGGAAGUACCAUCUCUCCCGACCCCGACGACCAGCGCGAGAAGCACCGCAUCGCCGAGGGCAACCGCCGCAAGAACCUCAGCCAGCUGCACCGCGAGCUGGACAGCCGUAUCCACGACUUCUUCCUGGAGCGCGCAGGCUGGAACCCAUCCAAGAGCCUGCCUCAAUCCAAGGAACACAUCGUCCAGGGCGCCGUCUACCUGAUCGACUUCAUGCUAGCGAUCAUCGUCCACCUGAUCCGCCAGGAACAAGUCUCCCCCCAACUCUCCGAAAAGCUGCAGCCCCAAGUCCGCUGCAUGCAACUGCAGCAACUAGUGACCUCCCUCCAACAACAAAACCAAACCACCCAACAACAACUCCGCGCCGCCAAGGCCGAAAACGACCUCCUAGCCGAUCGCAACCGCGCCCUCGAAUUCCAACUCAAAUCUUACGAGCAAAUGUUCCGCUCGCCCAAGCCUGAAGCCACCACCCCGUCGCUGAUCGAGGUCCCUGAACACAAGCGCCAGAAGAAGGCCCUCCCGGGCCUGCGCGUCUUCUGCGAUGAGAUCGGCGCUAGUAUCGCCCGUGACCCUUCGCAGAUGCAUUACCAGCAUCAUGACGCCCUGCCCAGCGCCACAUCGCAGUCUUUCGGUAGUUCCUACCUCAGUUCAACGCCACCCAUCACCGGCCCUUCAUCCCCUGCGUUCCCUCCAUCACAGAGUUCCUCAUUCACCUUUUCUGCUUCGCGCCGACAGUCCCUGCUUGGCUCACCAUAA
Molecule: messenger RNA, 1188 nt
Organism: Penicillium subrubescens
Lineage: Eukaryota; Fungi; Ascomycota; Eurotiomycetes; Eurotiales; Aspergillaceae
Product: putative HLH DNA binding domain protein
Exons: 2
Coding region: 1-1188 (395 amino acids)
Source: RefSeq, a predicted model, not a curated record